Messenger RNA from Vollenhovia emeryi, 11427 nucleotides. It is a transcript of the gene Wnk, whose product is annotated as serine/threonine-protein kinase WNK1. The record is from RefSeq and is a predicted model, not a curated record. The transcript has 20 exons. Bases 700 to 10182 code for a protein of 3160 amino acids. Gene Ontology annotation, molecular function: protein serine/threonine kinase activity; ATP binding; chloride channel inhibitor activity. NCBI's taxonomy places the organism in Eukaryota, Metazoa, Arthropoda, Insecta, Hymenoptera, Formicidae. Gene Ontology annotation, biological process: intracellular signal transduction; positive regulation of potassium ion import across plasma membrane; positive regulation of sodium ion transmembrane transporter activity. Gene Ontology annotation, cellular component: cytoplasm.
UUACAGAAAAGUUGCAAGUUGAUUGGCUAUUCGCAUGGCUUUAACCAAUCGACUUUCAACUUUUCUGUUAGAGCAGAAUAUUCGUAUACGUCGGGCCCCAGGAGCGAUUAACCAGAAGAAGAGGUACAUAGAAAUCGGUGCGUUGAGCCGUCUAGCGUCGAUCCGUAGUCCAUGGACGAGAGAGACUGCCGCUGCACCACCUAGCGUCGUGCGCACGAGACACGACGACACGUUUCGGGGCCGCUCGCCAGAGUCGCCAGACGCCCUCGCUACGUCGAUUAGUGCACACUGCCGCUUUGCGCAUAGCACCGUGAGAGUGCGUAGCGUUCAGUGGUGGAAAAAAAAAUGGUGGUUAUUUGGGUGUAGUCGGGGCGAAUUUUCUGCAACACAAAUAUCCUUUCAGUUCCUCGGGCACUAGAAAUUUGCCAGCCAGCUCGGCAGUUUGUAUGACGAGAUAUAUAGCCUAAGUCCAAAAUGUUACAGAUACGGAUAUUUUAAAUCUUAUAACAAAGACUGCUCGUUAAGAGAUAUAUAUAUAGUCACAGUUGGGAAGAAGGUUUUAAUUUGGUUACCUUAAGGAGGCGAUGAUAAUACGAGUUUUAUUAAUUUUACAUCGGAGCGAAGCCGAGUGUAGAAGCGCAAGGGAAUAGGGAAAGUAAUUUUGUGAAAUAGGAUCUUAAGUAAAGUUGGUUAUGUGCAAUGCCGAGAUGCUACAAUGACAGCAAGACAGUGAGUUCUGUGAGCAGCAACUAUAACCACAGUACAGACGAUAUUAUAUUAACGCAAUCGCAUGCUUUCUCGAUUGGAAGUCAAUUGAACGUAGACGAAGAUCCCCCGGCCGUUGAAAAAUCACACAGACGCCUUCGGUGUGACCUAAGUCCUGUCCCAACAAGUACAAACUCCAAUUUAAACAUAAAGCUUCUUGGUUUAAAGGGUGACAAGGGUACUCGUCAGGAUCAUCAGGUGAGCACUGGAUCUGGGGGGCACAGAGAAAAAAAUAGGGAGACUAAAAAGAGAGCAGCUAUAGGCAAUACAGUGCGUGGAUUCUUCUCAUCUGGCCACAGCAGGCAGGACAGGUAUGAGACAAACAGGCAACGUUCUUCAGGUGGAACUGGCGGUGGCUUGUCUAGUUUAUGUCCCAAGCUGGUGGCCAGUGGAGGCACUGGCAGCCAAAGUGGCAUUAGUUUGGCAGUGGGCCACUUAGCCUCUCAGGAAAGCGGAGGCCCUUGCGCAGUUGUAACGACCCAAAGGAUCCACGCACACAAUCACAAACGCCAAAGAAAGUUAUCUAUCGUCGCGCAGGCAGGUCCUAGUGCCAACACUACUGGUGAUAGGAAGGUAUUAUCCAAUGUAAAUCGCUCGGCUAGUAUUUCCAAAAAGCAAAUUCGAACGCAGCGACACGAUCAGAGCACUGAUUCUAUAUCUAUAACUAGCAACGGUCUCGCGACCAGUUCACCAUCUUCUAAAAAGAAAGUACUAUCUGCCUUGCGUAUUUCUGAUCGGUCAUCAACCCAAAGUGUGAAUUCAUCAUCCUUAGAUCAUGAAAAUGAUCGUAGUUUCAGUGAUGCUGAAGAAGCAAUCGCAGCAACGGAGAAUGUGUUUGCAACACCAGGGUCUAGUUCUAUACCUUCCACGCCAAUUAAUAAAGUAAAAUCGGCAAAACUCUGCAAGGAUGAGGAAGCAAAUGUGGCACGUGAUAUUCUCGCAGAAUGUACCGAUUCAUCAAGGAACGCUGCAAAUGCGCAACACGUGAUUUUAAACGAGUUCGAACAAAGGAAUGUUAUGCCAAUAAAACCAUCUGCUGUACACGUAUUACAUGCGGUUAAUCGGGAAAUUAUUAUAAAUGAUAAGCAAAAAUCGUUGUCGAGCUCUACCCACGGUGCCAGAUCUAUUAGUAAUAGUGACCAAAAAGUUUUGAAACGUCAAAAUACAAAUUCUGCAGAGAAAAUGAUUGAGCAUCAUAGUAGCAAAGACGUUGAAACAGCUAACGUAGAAAAGGAUCUAAGUGAUAGUACGACAUCGACGGAGGUAGAAAUCAAUUCCACAAACGACAAUAGCGAAGGCAAACAAGGAAAAAGUAGAAAAUCUCUAGGGUACACAGAUGGUGGUGAUGGUAGUACAGAUAAAGAGACCACGGGACCUUCGAGUAUCACAAGUAGCGAUAAGAGAGAGAAGAUAUCGAGGGUCAAAAGUAACGCAAGUUUAAACGAAGAGGUAGUCAAGAGUUCGAGGUUUGUAACAUCUAAGGUACCGGAAGAGAUAACGGAUGCGGACUCCAAAACGAUGGAUGUAGAGAAAGAGGAGGAGGAGGAACGAGUGACGAUAUACGAUGACGAUGGCACCAGUAUCAGCGACAUAGUAGCAGCACAGGCGCUUCACGAAUCGUUAAGUAAACUGGGCAAAGUUCCGCCGUUAGACACCGAAAUGGAAAAGGUGCAGAAUAUAAGUUUACGAGACGAGACAGAAGGGGGAGAACACUCUGAAAAGGAUAUAGUUGCACAGGAGGAAACGGUGGAAGGUUUCAUCGGUCCACUGCUUGACGAAAACUUUAAGGCAGAUGAGAAAUUGUCGCAGAAAACAAUGGCAAUGGAGGAGGUGCAAAAUUUAUUAAUGAAAGUUAAGGUGCAGACUGUCGAAGAUGACGACGACGAGGAGAAAGCCGUAGGUAUUUCGCCGGAUGGGAGAUUUCUCAAAUUUGAAGAGGAAAUUGGUCGUGGCAGUUUCAAGACUGUUUAUCGCGGGUUAGAUACUCAAACGGGCGUAGCUGUAGCUUGGUGCGAAUUGCAGGAGAAAAAAUUGAAUAAAACUGAGAGAUUGAGAUUCAGGGAAGAAGCUGAAAUGUUGAAGGGAUUGCAACAUCCAAAUAUUGUAAGGUUUUAUGAUUAUUGGGAAGUUACACUUACCCGUAGAAAAUAUAUUGUACUAGUCACUGAACUUAUGACAUCGGGAACAUUGAAAACGUAUUUGAGGAGGUUUAAGAAGAUUAAUCCCAAAGUAGUAAAAUCUUGGUGUCGGCAAAUCUUGAAAGGGUUGAGCUUCCUUCACUCCAGGUCACCGCCCAUUAUUCAUCGUGAUUUGAAAUGUGAUAAUAUCUUUAUCACUGGCACUACGGGAAGCGUGAAAAUCGGCGAUUUAGGUCUCGCAACAUUGAAGAAUCGUAGUUUCGCAAAGAGCGUUAUCGGUACACCGGAAUUUAUGGCGCCUGAAAUGUACGAGGAGCAUUAUGACGAGUCAGUUGACGUUUAUGCCUUCGGAAUGUGCAUGCUCGAGAUGGCUACUAGCGAGUAUCCAUAUUCCGAAUGUACGGGGCCAGCACAAAUAUACAAACGCGUAGUAUCGGGUGUUAAACCACAGAGCUACGAUAAAGUUGAAAAUCCAGAAGUGCGUGAUAUCAUAGAAAUGUGUAUACGCUUGAAGAAGGAAGAGCGACCGCUAGUUAAGGAUUUACUUAACCACGAAUUCUUCGCCGAUGAUGUCGGGUUGAAGUUGGAGAUGGUAUCGCGGGAUUCGGCGGUUGCAGAUAUCGAGUUGUCGCGCGUUGAGUUUAGACUGCGUGUGCUAGAUCCCAAGAAGCGCAGCAACAAACACAAGGAGAACGAGGCGAUACAAUUCGAUUUUGACAUAUUGGCUGAUAACGCGGAAGAGGUAGCGUUAGAAAUGGCGAAAUCUAGCCUCAUAUUAGAGGAAGACGCAAAAGCAGUGGCUAAGAUGUUGAAAUCGCAAAUUACCACUCUGUUGCGAGAACGAGAGGAGCGCAAAGCCAAAGAGGAGAAGGAACGCUUGGACAGGGAAACCGCCGCUACAGCCACGGAAGCCACGGCUAAUGCUGCAAACGCUGAGAACUUGCUGCAGCAACAACUGCUUCUUCAACAGAUGCAAUUGCAGCAGCAACAGCAACAACAGCAACAACAAAUUCAAUCUAAUAUCGGCAUACAGAUACAAAAUCCAGUCCCGAUGCAAUUGCAACAAACUCAAAUGCCAAUUCAACAACAGCAACUACAACCGACCGCUCAACAAGCUCAACAGCAUAACUUGCAAGCGCAGCAGGUUCAGUUGGUCCAGCAACAGCCGAUAAUUCAACAGCAAACGUCAGUCGUGCAGCCCCAACAAGCACAACAAAUACAAUAUCAGCAGCAAAUACAGCAGCAGUAUCAGCAGCAGCAACCGCAACAGUAUCCUCAGCAUGUUCCGCAGAGCAUGAACGCGAAUUCUCCGCAGUGUUCGACUCCGCAAAACGUUCAGGCUCAACCUCAAUUUCCUCAGGUGCCACAGCAGAUGCAACAGCAGCAAAUGCAACAGCAGCAGAUGCAACAGCAGCAGAUGCAACAGCAACAGAUGCAGCAGCAGCAGCAUGUACAGCAGCAAUACAUACAGUUGAAUCAGAUGAGCGUUCCACAACAAAUUCCUCAUCAGAUGCAGCAACAGAUGCAGCCCCAAAUGCAGAUGCUACCCCAACAGCAGCACAUGCACCAACAGCUUCAGCAACACGCGCAACAGCAGCAAUACGCGACGCAACCGCAGCUCCAGCAUGUUCAGCAGCUGCAUCAACAUACCGUUGGUUCGCCGCCUGUUCAGAAUCAGCAAUACUAUCAGCAGAACACUACCGGCUCCUCGGGGUAUGUGUCAGCGGGUUCAUUAUAUCAGCAAACCAUGCCGCAACAAAUAUUUCACACAUACACAACGUCUACCAAUCCCUCCGGUCACGUGGAGAUUUUAUCGUCCACCCAAACUGCGACGCAGAUUUACUCUCACACGAGUUUACCCGCUGGCGCGGUGCCCGCGUCCUCUCAGUCGCAAUACAUCCCAUCGGCAGGACAGGUUCAAGCGUCAAUACCGUCGGGCAUAAGUGUCAAUAACACGCCGGCUGUGACUCAUAUGCAAAAUGUCCCGACCUCGACGAUCCCCAAUAUACAGAGCACGCCCGCUUUGCUCGGUAACACCGGCCCGCAGCCUCAGUCUCAACAAAAUAUUCUCGUGCAAAUGCAGUAUUCGCAGAGCGCGAAUGUCAUGCCCAAUUCUAUUUCGAUAACGCCCAAUAUAGCGAACGUCCCAGCGCAAUCGUCUACCAAUCUGCAGCAGCAGCAGCAGCAGCAUCAACAACAUUUUCUUUCGAAUGCGGAUCAGUGCCCCACGACUGAUAGGUCUUCCCUGGUAAAACAAGACACGAUGGAUUCGAUACAGUCUCUGCCACCAGAUCCACCGAUUAAUUUACAGCAAGAUCAAGUUGCCGCGCCUGCUCCAGUCGCAUCGGGUGUUGCACAGCAGACUGUAACAUCAAAUGAUGGAGUCACGCCGGAAAAUUCGGAAAGCGUUCCUGCUUCCGAGAGGAGUCGGAUAAAACGUUCAGGAACUAAACGUAAGAAGCCGGGCAUUAAAUUAACAGUCUUGUCUGUCAGUAGCGGCGAGGGACAAUCAAUGACCGUCGAGUGCCAGUUAGAUACGAGUAAACAAAAGACUGUUACCUUUAAAUUUGACCGAGACGACAUGGUACCUACAGACAUUGCCAAUAAUUUGGUUGCUGAAAAUCUGUUGCCGCAAUCUCAGUGCGAGACGUUCGUAGAAUUAAUUGAAGACAUUGUCAAACAAUUGCGUUUGGAUCCUACGCGUGCUCUACCCUUGGUAGCACAUGGUCCGCCUGAUCAAUCUGCCGGUGGAAGCCCAGUUACAAGUCGACGUCCUAGGGAUCGCGACCACAGUCUCGAUACAGCUAAGGUGAGACAUGGCUCGCUAACACGUCAAAGCAGCCACCGAUCGUCGUACAAAGUCCACCGUAGGCACCGUUCGAGAGAUGAAACUUCAAAUACGUCUACUCCAACAAAAUUGUUGCCGAUCGAUCAGAUUAUUUCUCACAUUGCCAAUACCAGUUUGGAGAAGCAGCAAGUGGCUCAGACACCUGAUAGUCAGGCCGCUGCCGAAAAUACGUCAGCGGAGGCUUCCAGGAGGUCAUCCACAUCUACACAGAAUACCGACACCUUGACACCUACAAAUAUACCGAGUGAUCCAACGGACAAUCAAGAAACUGUCGUUUCUGCAACGUCCGCGGAAACAGUUGUGGAAGCGCAGCACAAUGUUCAGGACGACGCUAGUAAUUCGGCCUUCAAAUCUUAUCAAGUGUCUACAACGCACGCUCAAACUCAAAUACAGGAUGCAACAGUGAGCGCGAGUCAUGCGAGUGAGGCAUCGAAAGAAUCUCAAGAGCAGCAAGAUGGGGUAGAUGUAAAGGAAUCGGAAAUAACUAAAGAGACAAAUGCGCCCGACGUUGCUGCAGAGGUAUCGUCUCUGACGGUACCGACGCCAAUGCGCAAAGUUUCUCGCUUUUUAGUCAGCCCUGUGAUCGAACAAAAGAAUAUCGCGGCUGAAGAGGAAUCUUCUACGGUCGGUGAGAGCGUAGAUCGUACAAAUGUCGCGAUACCGCAGUCAGCGUCGCAGACCGUCGCACCGCCUGUCACGAAUGCGGAGCUUAUGUUGAAAAACGAGGAGCACGUAGAGGCGAAUGUUUUAGAAGUUCAGAGUGCGACGGCGCACGAGCUAACUAGCAAUAACGAAACGAUAGUUCAGGGUGCCGGCAACAUUCCGUAUGCCGUGGAACAGACGGACAGUACGCAACAGAUUUUACAGCCGGGGCAACAGUCGAUCGGACUACAGCAGAGCAUUAUUCAAAUGCAGACUCUGCAGCAGGUAACGGGACACGUGCAACAAACCACGACCAUCGGUCAAUCGAACCAUACGAUAAUCGUCCAGGGAUCUACGAUAACGUCGCAACAAACUUCCCAGCAAAUACCUCAAGCUGGCGUGCAGCAUUUCGUGCCGGUCAAUUCACAGGAGUUGCAGCCUCAGCCUCAGCUCCACUCGAACGGAAUAGCCCAAGCGCAGGCGCAGUAUCCGAGUCAAGCGAUGAUGCAGCCUGGUGUUGUGAUGCAACAACCGCAGCAGCAAAUCCCUAUGCAGCAGGGCAUAAUGCAGAUGCACGUACAAGGGGAACAGAUGCAGGUCCAGCGUCCGGCCGUUCAGCAAUUCAUUCCGCAACAGGUACAGCCCCCGACGCAGCAAUACGUGAUGCUGUCGGGCCACAUGCAACCGGUACAGCCGACGACUAUGGACUCACAAAUUUUGGAGGUGUCUGGCAUAGCCGAGGAAAAGAGGCAAGGCGUGAACGUAACUAAUAUGCCUAUGACGCAUAUGCAACACGUGCAGGUCGUUCCGCAAGACAUCCCCGGUACAAUGCCGAUGUCGCAAGGCGUUGUAGAGGCCACUCAACCUUCUCAUCAAAGCGUGCAACAUGUUCCGGGAACCUUGCCUCCAUCCAUGCCGGCACCUGCCUCCGUACACCCAGUCGCUGCCGCAGACAUCUCCGCGCCUAAAGUCGCCGUUAAAACGAAAGAGAUGUCCUCGACGCUUCCAGAUCUCGCGCAAAAUCUAGCAAAUAUACUCUCAAAUCCGAAAUCCAAAUCUGCCACGCCUCAUCCUCUGACCAGCCACGAGCCAGCUGCCGUUCCUAACGUCGCUGCCUCCGCAUCAGUCGACUACAAGCCUGUGCAAUCCGAGCAGUAUUUUCAGCCAAUACAACCGGAGGCGAGUCAACUGCAAAUGCAACCGCCUAUUCAACACAAUUUUCAAGGGCAGAUCGUGCACCAGGCGUAUCAGGGGCAGCAGAACUUUCAGCAGGCGUUUCAAAAUCAGCAGGUGCUUCACCAGAAUCAAGUGCAGCCGCAGCCGGUCCCGUUAACAAUCCCUCAACAGAUUGACGCGCAGUCACAGAUGGUGCAGUCCAUUCUGCAAAGUGUAUCGGCUCAAUCGACCGCUCAAGGAAAGUGGAUCGUCACUAAUCAAACUCCCUUACAGCAGCCGAUACGGCAUGUACAACCAAAUCAGCUGCAGCCGCUGCCAAAUCAAUUGCAGUUACAACAAAUUCCUUUGCAGCCGCAAAUGCACCAGCAGAUUAUGCAAGACCAGCAACACAGCGAAUUUCCUGCCAUAGUAGAUCAAUCACAGUUACAUUUAAAGCUUCCGGAACAACAUCUGGUAAAACCUUUGGAAAUUGAGAAUUUGGAAUCUUUAAAUUCAAAUUGUAUACGUCGCACUAGUUCCGAUUGCCAGUUAAUUACGUCCGAGAAUGAGAAUUCCAGUCACGAUGUGACGCCUGAGCACACUGUCGUUGAAUCCAUCGAUUCUACAUCGAUUCUGCAACAACAGUUGUCGCAAUCACAGCAGCAGCAGCAGCAGCAGCAGCAGCAGCAGCAACAACACCGCAAGCUCAGUCAACAGAAUUCGUUGGACAAAGUGUCGGAUGUAAACAGUGUCGGGAAUAUUGGAGGUGGUGCAGGGCCGCAAACUAUAGCUGACUUACAUCAGAAACUUGUACAAUUGACUAGUCAGCCGUCGGAAUCGCUGAACGUCGGUACACCACCUAUAAGCUAUCCAGCCACGCCUCAUAACAAUCAGAUGGUUGGAGGAUACGACGCGUACAUGCACACUUUGCAACAGAAACUGUAUAAUAUUGGCGUGCCAGUUUCGUCCGCGAAUGCCGCAUGUCCGCUAUCUCCUCAAACAACGAUACAUUCCUCCGCUAAUCUCACCGAUGCGCAAGCCGACGCGACUAUCGAGGGUUCCGCUAUGAUGCAAGACAGUUCUGGUGCAUUUGCACUUUCGCAAACCAAUGUGGAAUGUUCCCUCGACAGUCCAACACCGGGAGCUCCCGCAGGGUCCGAAAAUAUGAGCCCGAGCAAAGAGAAUGUAAAGAUACGAGCUCAAAGACCUGGCUCCCGUUUACAGGAACUGGAGCAGGAAUUGGCCAAGAUUCAUCACAGAGGAUCGGUUUUCGCGGCAGCUCCGAUUCAGCCAUUGACACCGCCAAUAUCCGUACAAGCGCAACAGUCUGUGCAAAAUUUGUUGACGACCGCCCAGCCAGUGUCCAUGAUACCUGUGGCUACUGUCACUCCUAAUAUCGUGACACCGCGGUCUGAUACCAAUACCCCAAUCCAGGCAGAACUCCAAGACACUACUAAUGAGAAGGCGAAUCCUACUCAACCUACUAGAAAAAUAUCAAGAUUUGUGGUUUCUAAAGUUGCGGGUCCGCCUAUUCAUAGCAAUGCUUCUAUUCAACAGCCGGUUGCUGAUGCUGCAAGGUCUCAAUUACAGCAAACGGAAGAAUUAAAACUUUUAGAACGGCAAAUUCUUUCUCAUUAUACAGAUGAUCUGCAUGGUGUAUCUGCACAAAUACCUCAUAGUCGAGAGAAUUCUGUUCCGCCAAUUUUACAGGCAACUCAUGGUACUAAUAUUCCAAAUAUCGAACCUGAAAAAGAAGAGAGAUUUGUGGCUCUUACACCGAGUGAAGAAUACCAAUUACUCAUAAAGAGACAAACUUUGGAACUAGAGACGUUACAAAGAAGACAUAGGGAAGAGUUGGAACGUUUCCAGCAGCACCAACUACAAUUGCUUAUUCAGCAACAAGCAAGCGCCCUUCAUCAUCAGCAUCAUCCGUUGCUUUAUCAUACGGUUGCAGCAAAUAUCUCCGGACCUAGAAUUCCAGGAACAGAGGACUAUCUGAUGUUUGGUACCGCGCCGCAGACUCCACUGCAGAAAGGACCGAACAACUAUCCGGACACGGAUGAGACUUUACGGCUGGCCAUGCAGAAAUUGAAGCAGACUCCGCUGCAGCUUCAACCGCAGCAGGCAUCGGCUGGAAUACCGCAUGCUUAUGUUAUCCCAAUUCCAGUAGUGCCUUCUGAAAAUAUGCAAAGUGUAGUUUCUCAGCAAAGUAAUAACUGCUCGAAUGAUAUAUCCGAGAGCAUCGAUACGACGCACAGCACGGCGGUUGGAAACCCGACGCAGUACCAAUUCUCUCCUAUAUUAUCGGAGGGAACGAAUAUCCCGUCGACAACCGGACCGUUACCCGCGCCCGUGCCCUUAUCGAUAUCCGGCGCGACGAGCGCCUACAUCCAGUACGAGGGCCAGCCGCUAUCGAAUUUUCAGACUUUCAGCUGCACACCCCACGGCGGUUUCUUUUUGCCAGCUGGCUACCGGCUGAUAUACACGCCGCCCACGACUCAAUCUCAGCCGGCGACACCUGCCACGUCUCACGUGGCAAGUUGUUCGCGUGACGAUACGCCUCCGACGGCGGAGCCGCACCACUCGACCACCGCCGAAAACUCAACGGUUCCUCCUUCGCAUUCGGAUCAAUAACGCAACAUUCGGCUCACACGCUUCUAUAUUUUUCGGUCGAUCUGCGUUCGUUCUUAGUUUAACGCUCGGUACUGUUUAUAGUGCAGAAGUUUCGCAUCGUUAUCGUACGAAUGUAACCCGAAUAUAUAAUUUGCUGUGAAAUGCGCGUGCCCGCGCUAGACAUCAUAAAGAUGCGGAGACGGAUCGAAGCAAAAAAAUGAGUGACAAAACAGUGGAACUAUAUGUAAUGUUUUUCGAUGUACGACGCACUUGCGUAUAUUAAACAAGAUAUCAAAUAUUCUCGCUAUCUGAGCGUGUGCAUGAUAUUAUUAUGAUAUGUGCCUCGCAGCGGAAGUUAAGCGGAAAUAAUAUGGGAAGAUACUGUGAAGAAGCGAUAUAUAUAUAUAAUAUAUAAUAUAUAUAUAUAUAUAUAAAUUUUCCGAAUGCAACGCAGGAACUUGAGAUAGAGGCCUUUACAUGUACUGUGCUUCGAUGCGUUAAAAAGUAAAAGAAAAAGAAGAAAAAUGAAAACUCUUCCUUCGCUGAGACCUCUAAGGGAUUCUACUAUUGCCCGACUCCUUUAGUAGCACAGCUCACAUUAGUACAGGCCUCCGCUAGUCUUACGAUCGAAAUGGCACAUGGCCAUUCUGCUCGGUAUAUGUGUAUAACUGUUACUGUAUGCUGGAUGUGUCAGGAACAAGAGACCGAAUGAGAAAGAGUGAUAGGGACAAAGGGGCAAAGGGCAAAUAGAAGUGGGAGAAGAGAAAGAGAGAAUGUGAAAAAGACGAGAGAAAGGGAGUGUAUGUAUAGCUUUAUGCGAGUAUGUAUGCGUGAACGCGUAUGUAUGCGUAUAAUUGUGCGGGUAUGCGUGUGUUGGAGGUGAGAGAAAAAAAAAUAGGCAGAGAGAAAUAUGAUUAAUAUAGUCACUGUUAUGCUUUAAUGUAUUUCUAGCGAUUUUGCCUAUUUCAAUUAAAGAAAAAAAAGUCAUGUGUUACUAGUUAGCAAACCUAUAUAUCUCGUUUACAAUAUAUUGAUGAUUAUUAUAUCUUCUUUUAAAGCUGGUAGUAGCCGUUUUAUCUACCGUUGUUUAUUUUGAUAUAUAUAUGAUGUAACUGAGAUAAAUUGCCCGAUGCCAUCUGUAGACCAUUGACAAGUGCGUGUUGACAGUCCGACUAUUACCUUUUUAAUCGAUUCUAAGUGAUGUACUACUGUCAACAUACAUACUGUCAACAACGUAUUAAAAAUUUCCUUUUUAGUUCUUGGUAA